Messenger RNA from Dermacentor silvarum, 1025 nucleotides. RefSeq lists its product as uncharacterized. The transcript has 2 exons. Bases 60 to 767 code for a protein of 235 amino acids. Lineage: Eukaryota; Metazoa; Arthropoda; Arachnida; Ixodida; Ixodidae. The record is from RefSeq and is a predicted model, not a curated record.
CGCCUUCGAAGAAAUCCGUCUCCUCGUGCCUGGCAACGUCGACGCCUUCGGAACGCCGGAUGACCGCUUCGUUAUCGUCUCGGCGACUCCCCGUGCACCUUCCUGUCACAGUGGCUCUCUCUUUCGAUCGAGCACCCGUUUGGAGAAGACGCGCGUUCAUUACAGCGGGACAAUCUCGAUUCAAGCGUCGGCACUCUUCAGCGCGAAGGCACCAGUGGACCAUGGUGAUGUCCGCGACCGUGGCUUCGGCUGCGUCUGUGACUGUCUUUCUUCUGGCUUUGUGCGGCACGGACGCAAGGUUUGACGUGUUGCUGUUCCCCAGGCGGAGGCCGCAAAUGUGCUUUGCCGAUCCACUGUCGCCCCGGCUCGGAGACAGGGCGUCCUGCCCUUUCAGGCGGAGUGUCAACGUGCAGGCCGGUCGGAUUCCGGCCGACGUGCCGACAGUGAGGUGCAAGUGUCCCGGCAGUCGAUGCAGUCAGCUCGGCGAUUUUCGUUGCCAAGAGAUACGAGAGAUUCUCCAGGUGGCUUACGUUGAGGGCGACGGACCAGCGGUGUUCAGGAACGAGACGUUCACGGUGGCCUGCGCAUGCGUCACCAGUAGGACGGGUCAAGGAGCGUCAGACCGCCUUACACGAGUCGCCGACCAGACCAGCUACGGCAAGGUUCGGGGCCUGUGGAAAAAGUACGCUGGGAGACCGUACAGCAGGCUACGAGGUCUCCUGGACGCCCAGACUGCGGUUACGAACGCGGGUGCUGCUCCGAAGUAAAAAUAACGACGUUCAUUCGCACCUUGGACGGGAUUGUACCCCUCUAAUGUAUAUGUCUUUGGUGCCUCCGUGCCGUGCAGUGGUUAGACGGGUGAAUAUUUAUUAAACUUAUCGUGUUUCAGCCUACAACUUGUUCAGUUUGUGACCCGCCUCACAGUGUGCUUCAGUGACUAUGACGUGCUCCAGCUGAGCUCAAUGCCGCGGGUUCGAUUCCCUUCUGCAUGUAGAUGGGGGCGAAGUGAGAAAUAAAAAGAAAAA